Molecule: messenger RNA, 207 nt
Organism: Linum tenue
Lineage: Eukaryota; Viridiplantae; Streptophyta; Magnoliopsida; Malpighiales; Linaceae
Source: the annotation of a GenBank genome assembly
UGAAAGCUGUGAUGUUUCUUCAUCAAUCGCAGUACCAUUAGGUAAUAUUGCGAUGAUAGUCAUGAAGCAACCGCACCGGCUAUGGCCACCAUAGUUCCCUAUCUCCGAUUGUUGAAAUUGAAGGAGUUAGAGGAAUAUUGUCCGCCCACGGAGAGGAGGAUAUUGACUGCAGAAUUCCUUAAUGUGAAGAUAUGCUCACCUUUUGGC